Messenger RNA from Penaeus chinensis, 890 nucleotides. RefSeq names its product DNA polymerase epsilon subunit 3-like (gene Chrac-14). Gene Ontology annotation, biological process: heterochromatin formation; leading strand elongation; DNA damage response. The transcript is spliced from 3 exons. The record is from RefSeq and is a predicted model, not a curated record. Gene Ontology annotation, molecular function: chromatin DNA binding; protein heterodimerization activity. Bases 145 to 585 code for a protein of 146 amino acids. Lineage: Eukaryota; Metazoa; Arthropoda; Malacostraca; Decapoda; Penaeidae. Gene Ontology annotation, cellular component: epsilon DNA polymerase complex; CHRAC.
ACAUAUCUUUUAUGCGAGCCUGUUCUAAGCGCCGAGGCGGGAAAUCAACACUUGUUUACUUUCAGUACGGAAGAGGAAAGCGCAUUUGCAAGCAGAUUCAACGCUUAUUCACUCGCACUCUGGUUUUCUUGGAUCUUUUAAACAAUGGCAGAACGUCCAGAGGAUCUCAAUCUACCAAACGCCGUCAUUACACGUAUCAUAAAGGACUCGCUGCCAGACGGCGUGGCUGUGGCUAAAGAGGCUCGUAGUGCCAUUGCAAAGGCAGCGUCAGUUUUUGUCUUGUAUACCACAUCGACAGCAAACAGUUUAGCACAGAAAAAUAAAAAGAAGACUGUCAGUGCACAAGAUGUCUUUAAUGCUAUGAAAGAAAUGGAGUUUGAAAAAUUUAUAGAGCCUUUGCAAGAAAGUUUAGAAGUCCACAGAAAGUCUCAGCAGAACAAGAAGGAGCAGAAGGAGGCGAAGGCGAAGGCAAAGAAAGCGGAAGAGGAGAAGACUCCAGACAUGCCAGAGGAAGAAUCCUCAGAGGUGACAGUCAUGGAUACUUCAGAAGCUGACAAGGAGAAUGGGGACCAGGAAGCGGGGUGAUCGUUUAAUGCUAGAUAAAAGACAGGGUUUUUUCUCCUUUUUCCAAUGUAUACAAGUUUUUGUAAAUUUUUGUUUCUGAGGCAUUGUUAGUUGAAUCAGAAUGUAAUGCUCUAGAGGAAAUUAUUUAUGGUUUUAUUUUGUAUAUUGUGUACUCCCAGUAACAAAAGAUUUCCAGCAACCAGUGAUGUACUCAGCAAAAUUUUGCUUGAAUGACUGAAUUGGCAAACUAUUUAAGAGUGAGAGAGGAAAAAAAUAAUAUUUUUGUAAACUGAAAAUUCUUAAAAUAAUAAAGAUUCCAGAAUAUA